Rhinichthys klamathensis goyatoka is the source of this 344-nucleotide messenger RNA. Its product is annotated as mitochondrial ribosome and complex I assembly factor AltMIEF1-like. NCBI's taxonomy places the organism in Eukaryota, Metazoa, Chordata, Actinopteri, Cypriniformes, Leuciscidae. Bases 132 to 344 code for a protein of 70 amino acids. The record is from RefSeq and is a predicted model, not a curated record. The transcript is spliced from 2 exons.
GAGCGGCAUUGGUCGACCCUUUACCGAAGGCUGUCUGAUCUCCCCCACCCUUGCCAAGCUAAACAUUCAUUUCUGUCUAAUUCAAACGUGCGUGUGAGACGUCGGUCUCUGCCCGCUCUGAACCCUCCCUGAUGGGCGGCUGGUCCCGCAGUGCUGUCCUGCAGCUGUACCGAGCACUGCUCCGUGCAGGUCAACACCUACAGUACACCGACCGCGACUACUACCGGCGCGCAGUGACCCGAGAGUUCCGCCGCUGUCAGACCCUCAGCGCCCCAGCAGAGAGGGAGGACGCGCUGAAGAGAGGACAGUUCUUCCUCAACAGCAGGCUGGGCGGCUUGGUGUAG